GAUAUAGAAGAUGCCGACAGACAAGUGAAUGAGUAUGUGACAGAUAAUGGCUGAAAAAAGCCAGGAUUUUACUGACUUUGGGAGCAGAAUUGAAGAAUAUCACCCGAUGAAUGAUGGCCUUGGCUCAGAGACAACGGAGGAGGUGGAACCCCAGAAACAGAGAGUGAUAUACAUCAAUGCCCCCCAGCCAGUCAAAUACUGCUACAACAAAAUCAGUACAGCCAAAUACAGUUUUUUAACCUUCCUUCCCAAGUUCCUCUUUGAGCAGUUUAGGAAAUAUGCCAAUAUCUUCUUCCUCUUCAUCUCACUGCUACAGCAAAUUCCCACUGUGUCCCCUACAGGACGAUACACCACAGCAGUCCCUCUACUGGUCAUUCUUAGUAUCUCAGCUGUCAAAGAAAUUAUUGAGGAUUAUAAAAGACAUAGACAAGAUGAUGAAGUAAACAACAGGGAAGUUUUAGUUUUACGCAAUGGAGUUUGGACAAGGGCCCGCUGGAUGGACAUCCUUGUGGGUGACCUUGUCAAGGUCACUAGUGGUCAGUUCUUCCCAGCUGACAUGAUAUUGUUGUCAUCAAGUGAACCACAAGCGAUGUGUUAUAUAGAAACCUCAAACUUAGAUGGGGAAACGAAUCUCAAAAUUAGACAGGGUUUGCCUCAGACCUCCAAACUGUUGACCCACAAUGACCUUCUAGAUCUAGCGGGAACGGUGGAAUGUGAGCUGCCAAACAGACAUCUUUAUGACUUUGUGGGCAACAUCCGACCCUCAGGAAGAAUGGCCAUUCCUCUGGGACCAGAUCAACUCCUGUUAAGAGGAGCCAUGCUGAGAAACACAAAAUGGAUAUUUGGCAUUGUCAUUUACACUGGUCAUGAUAGCAAACUGAUGCUCAACUCCACAUCCGCCCCUCUGAAGAGAUCUCACGUAGAGAAAGUCACCAACAUACAGAUCCUCUUUCUGUUUGGAGUGUUGAUUUUCCUCGCCCUUGCCAGCACCAUAGCUAACAAAGUAUGGACGUCAUGGCAUGUCAACAAAGACUGGUAUUUAGCUUACCAAGAUUCUCCACCCAGUAACUUUGGCUAUAACUUUCUGACCUUCAUCAUUCUGUAUAAUAACCUCAUCCCUAUCAGUCUCCAGGUCACGUUAGAGGUCGUCAAGUUCAUCCAGGCCAUCUUCAUCAACUGGGAUUUGGACAUGUACCAUGAGGAGACUGAUACCCCCGCCAUGGCUCGGACAUCUAAUCUCAAUGAGGAGCUAGGACAGGUGAAAUACAUUUUUUCUGACAAGACUGGGACACUGACUCGGAAUGUUAUGGUGUUUAAAAAAUGCAGCAUAGCUGGUGUACCAUACGGAAGUGAUGAAGAAGACAUAGAAGGCUUCAAGGACCACACCCUUAUAGAGAACUUAAAAAACAACCACGUCACAGCUCCAGUCAUCAGGGAAUUCCUGACAUUAAUGGCAGUGUGUCACACGGUAGUACCAGAAAAUAAAAAUGGAGACAAAAAUUCUGUGGAAUAUCAGGCUUCUUCUCCAGAUGAGGGAGCUCUGGUGAAGGGUGCUAGGGAACUGGGCUUCUUCUUCAAAACUAGGACCCCAGACACUGUUACAGUAGAAGUGGAUGGAGAAGAUGAAGUGUAUGAGAUUCUGAAUGUUUUAGAAUUCACAAGCACAAGGAAGAGAAUGUCAGUGGUAGUCAGGACUCCCUCAGGACAAAUCAAACUCCUUUGUAAAGGAGCAGAUACAGUUAUAUAUGAGAGACUGGAUGAUAAACAAAUGUACAGAGAUAUUACUAUACAACACCUAGAGGAGUUUGCAUCCUUAGGUCUACGCACAUUAUGUAUAGCCUCAACUGAUGUGACAGAGGAAUUCUAUGAUGAAUGGAAGCACACAUAUUACAAAGCCAGUACCUCACUACAGAACCGAGACAAAAAACUCGAGGAGGCAGCAGAACUUAUAGAGAGGAAUCUCCAUCUUCUGGGUGCUACAGCCAUUGAAGAUAAACUUCAGGAGGGUGUUCCAGAAACUAUCUCCAAUCUGGCCAAAGCAGAUAUUAAAAUCUGGGUCCUUACUGGGGACAAACAAGAAACAGCCAUAAAUAUAGGAUACUCUUGCCAGUUGUUAACACAAGGGAUGCCACUCCUGAUUAUUAAUGAACACAGUCUGGACGGGACACGUGAGACCCUGAGGAAGCAUGUCCAGGAUUUUGGGGACCUGCUCUGUAAGGAGAAUGAUGUAGGCCUUAUUAUUGAUGGACAGACUCUGGACUUUAUAUUUCCGUCACAUGAAUGCCUUAAAAAGCCAAUCAAAAAGCGGCUAGGAAGAAAAAAGACAUUGAAGUAUGGCCUGUCUUGUGACUGCAGAAAAGACUUCCUAGAUUUAGCAAUCUCCUGUAAAGCUGUCAUCUGUUGUAGGGUAUCUCCUCUACAAAAGGCAGAAAUAGUCGACUUGGUCAAAGACUCUGUCAAAAAAAUCACACUGGCCAUUGGUGAUGGUGCUAAUGAUGUAGGGAUGAUUCAGGCAGCACAUGUGGGGGUAGGGAUCAGUGGAGUAGAAGGACUACAGGCAGCAUGUGCUUCAGAUUACGCAAUCGCUCAGUUUCGUUUUCUGAAUAAGUUGCUUCUGAUCCACGGAGCCUGGAGUUAUUCACGCCUUUGUAAACUAAUCCUCUACUCCUUCUAUAAGAAUAUCUGUCUCUAUGUCAUAGAGUUCUGGUUUGCUAUUAUGAAUGGUUUCUCAGGACAGAUUCUGUUUGAAAGAUGGAGUAUAGGUUUUUACAAUGUGAUAUUCACGGCAGCCCCUCCCCUAGCUAUGGGUCUGUUUGAUCGUAUUUGUAGUGCUGAGAGUAUGAUGAAGUUUCCAGCUCUCUACAAGGCAUCACAGAAUGCGGAGCUUUUCAAUGCCAAGGUAUUCUGGAUGUGGAUAUUUAAUUCUUUGUUUCAUUCAAUUAUUCUUUUCUGGCUUCCUGUGUGUGCUCUUCGACAAGAUAUUGCGUUUUCCAAUGGACAAUCAGGGGGUUACCUCUUCCUAGGAAACUUUGUAUAUACUUAUGUUGUAGUAACAGUAUGUUUAAAGGCUGGUCUUGAGACAAGUGCUUGGACCUGGCUGACACACCUGGCUAUAUGGGGCAGUAUAGCCAGCUGGUUCCUCUUUCUGCUAGUGUACAGUCAUAUUUACAUGAUAGUAGACCUAGCUCCAGAAAUGCUGGGGAUGGACAUAAUAUUUACCUGCUCCAUCUUUUGGAUGGGAUUGAUUCUGAUUCCGUUUAUUUGCCUCAUACGUGAUGUGGCCUGGAAAGCGUACAAGAGGACGAUGCACAAAACUCUGAAGGAGGAGGUUCAGGAGAAAGAGAAGCUUCAUGAGGACCCGACUCCUGUCGUCAUCCGACUGACCAAGAAAAGGUUGACAGAAACAGCUCGCCUGUUGAGAAAUGUGUUUACACGAUCGUCCACGAGGAUGCAGUCAGCCGCAGAACAACCUCGUUUUCCAUUUUCGAUACAAAAUGUAAGAGGAAGUUACAGGAGAACAGAUGAUGGGUUUGCAUUUUCUCAGGAAGAACAUGGAGUUCUUACUCAGGCUCAGCUGAUACGAGUUUAUGAUUCAACAAAGAGUAAGCCAGAGGGGCUGUAAGAGGUCCUUAGUGACUCGGCUAUGGGGAGUAGUGUCCAGUGUGGUGUCUACAGUGUGUAGGAGUAUCCACUGUGAAGUGUCUACAGCCUCUAGGAGUAUCCACUGUGAAGUGUCUACAGCCUCUAGGAGUAUCCACUGUGAAGUGGGUCCAUUGUCUACAGUGUCUGGUCUUUGGAACUCUUUUGAGGGACCAUGUGCAAUACAUUUUCAUCAUCUUUCCUUGAUUACAUGUACUGACUACACAUUCCUGAAUUCUGUACGAGACUUCUAAUAAACAUUUUCCACUCCGUGGACACUUUCAUUUUCUUAAUGUCUUUAUGUAAACAGAAGUGCAAUAUUGAAUGAGUGCAUAAUUAGAUUAUAAAAGAUCAUUCUUCAUGUAAAUCAUUUUACAGUAUAUUUAUACUGACAUUGUCUGUUAGUUUAUUUAUAUAUAACAUUGUCAGCAUAGUAGUACAUACUGAUGUUGUAUAUUAGUACAUAUUCAUUGAACAUUGUCAGUGUAUUAGUUCUUGUUCUGGUAUAUUGACAUUUUUUGUGUAUUAGUACAUGUAUAAUCAAAUCCUGAAUUGUUUUUCUUAUAAUCAUUCUAUAAUUGUUCAACUCUCUAAAAUUGUGAAUGAAAACUUUUGUUUUGUUUUUUUUUUUCACAGAGGAUGAAAACUUGACAUUUUAUUUCCAAGUACAUGUAUUACUAAGUUCAUGUUUAUAUACCCUGAAUUAGGGUGUCUUAGCCAAGAUAAUGUGACAUUUUUACACAGUAGAAAUGAUUUAUUGAGAUUAUUUAUUGUUAAUAUUUUCAGGUUUUAGCAGUUUGUUAAUGAUAAUUUGCAUCAUGUAAUUAUGUUUUGUUGUGAAGCUGUUUAUGAUAAUGCUUUUUAGCAUUUGUAAGUCUGACAGUAGGAAUAUCAGAGAGUCAUUGUGUUUAAUAUAGUUUAAAGCAAGUAAUUAAUAUAUUCUCUGCAGUUUGAGAAGUGAUCCAAGAUGAUUUUUAGUUUUAUUGGUUGGAGAUGGAUGUGUCUGCCAUCUGAAUGUAUUUGUCGAUUUGUGUCUAAAAAUAUUUUCCAAGUGUUACUCCUUCUCCUCCAAUUUUAUUUUAAUUUCAAUACUACAAAUAUAUUAAAACUACAGCAAAAGACAAUUCUUCAAAAAAGUGAAAGGUGGGCCUCUCCCCAUACUACAGGCCCGUAAUUUAUAUGUAUAUAGUGCAUGUACAAUGGUAUACUUGCAAAAGCAUUUAGAGUUAGAAAUGGAACUUCUACACUCAAGAGGUUGAAAUGUUGCACUAUGUGAGGAUUUUAAAUUGCUGUUGUUUAAGUUCCUGGUCAUUUUUUUUCCCUUUUACACCAAAUUAGGGGUAUUUGACGUCCUACUAAUUUAGAUGUCUGAAAAUUGUGUAUUGUCUGUUUAAAUUUUUGAUGUAGGCCUAAUUGAAUAGUCAUGAGAACUUCCCUCACUAAUAAGUUAGAACAAAAUUAGAGCAUAGUGGAAAUGGAAACAUCAUCCUCAUAGUCUGUAUCAUUGCGUAAUGUUAUUUAGUUAAAACAAAGUUUUUUAUCCAGCUCAUCAUUCAGAAAAUUCCAGUAUUUGUACAUGUAUAUACUAUGUCUCCAAGUAUUAUUGUUAAUUAAUCAUCCUUAUGUAGGACUUUUUUCUAUUUUAAAUACUUAAAACAAAUUAUGUAGUAGAUGCACAGUCAGAUUUCAAGACUUUUGCACUAAGUCAAAGAAAAAAAGGUGUGGGUAAUGUAAUGAUGUUCAGUCUUGUCUAGAUAUACUAGGGGAUUUUUAACUUUCUUAAUGACUUAUACAUAUUAAACUGUGACUUUAUGAUUGAAUACUGCACCCAGAACUAUAUGAUAAGCGAUAUGUUUCUGCUAUGAUUGUAUUGAUGAAAGAAAAUAAACUGUGUCAGAUAUA
Molecule: messenger RNA, 5541 nt
Organism: Saccostrea echinata
Lineage: Eukaryota; Metazoa; Mollusca; Bivalvia; Ostreida; Ostreidae
Product: probable phospholipid-transporting ATPase IA
Exons: 43
Coding region: 47-3622 (1191 amino acids)
Biological process (GO): phospholipid translocation
Cellular component (GO): plasma membrane
Molecular function (GO): ATPase-coupled intramembrane lipid carrier activity; magnesium ion binding; ATP binding
Source: RefSeq, a predicted model, not a curated record